This is a messenger RNA of Phymastichus coffea, 5242 nucleotides long. RefSeq names its product TBC1 domain family member 16 (gene TBC1D16). Gene Ontology annotation, biological process: activation of GTPase activity. The coding region runs from base 331 to 2544 and encodes 737 amino acids. Gene Ontology annotation, molecular function: GTPase activator activity. Lineage: Eukaryota; Metazoa; Arthropoda; Insecta; Hymenoptera; Eulophidae. The record is from RefSeq and is a predicted model, not a curated record. Gene Ontology annotation, cellular component: early endosome. The transcript is spliced from 9 exons.
GUCGCGCCAGUACAGUGUCGUGGAUGUGGUCGACUGCCACGGGGGGCGAGAAACGCGUAUUGAUCCCGUUGACUAUACUCUACGCUCUGCUUAGUUUGUUGGUCGAUGAAUGCAGCUGGUUGUGUGAAUUUUGCAGCUGAGCUAACGUCAUGACAUUAUCGUACGAUCGGCAGAUCCGUCGAAUCGAAUUCGGCGUCGCUGUUACUGCUGCGAUGGAUUUGGAUUAUCUUGCGGCGAUUUUCAGGAGAGGAUAAACGAGAGUGAAAGAGAGAGAGAGAGAGAGAGAGCUGCGGGUGGGAUGGACAUGGGGAAUCGGGCGACUGCGCUGCGAUGUCGAGUUUCAACAGUAGCAGCAGUAGCGGCAGGCAGGCGGGCGCCCUGGUCUGUACGCGGGAGAGCCGCUGCGAGUUGAGCUUCUGCGCCAUGCCGCUGCCCAGUAUUCUCAAGAAAGCCAGCAGCUUCAUCCUUGGCGAGAGCUGCCACGACUCUCUUCAUGCCAUGUAUCAAAACGGUGAAACGCUUUUCUGUAAAAACAAUGUGUGCGUGCAUCCGCCGACGUUGCUUCGCCAGCAGUGUGACGUGGUGCAUCACCCGGGAUACAUGACAGUCACUUGUAAGGUCGACAAAGUCUCGGGUGUGCCAACGCUUCAUCUAAGCUGGAUACCAAAUACCACACUGCGCAAGCAUCCAAACACAUUGGAGAACGCGGCGGUGAAACGACUGGAAACAGCUAAAGAGAACGAGCCACAACUUGAGGAACCAGGUAAAACUAAACCUGACGAAAAGAUAGACGUGUGUUUAGAAGCCAAAGAGCCUCCAAACUCGACGGAUUGUGAGCGUAUAUGCUCAGGGGGUGGUCGUCCAGAAACGCCGAUAGCGAGUCAACCAAGUAGUAAUGGUUUUGAGCAUAGCGAGCCCAAGAAAACUCCUCUGCCGCCAGCGUUCGUCAGGUCAGACUCGACUGAUUCAAGAACCGAGGACAAUGGUAACAAGGAUGACACAGCCAGCAUUAAGAGUCGUAGUAUGUCGCUGACUUCUAUGAGCAGCUUGUCCAUCAUUAUGUCCAAUGACGAAGAGAUCCCAACGUGGAUGCGAACGCCUGAACUGCUAGCUCUUCAGCACAAUCUGCAAUUCCCGGAAAGUGCAACCGCAUCGCCAGUAGCAGUACGCCGAGCGCAUCGCUGUCGUCGUUUCUGCGUAGAUCUCGGCCAAAUGCGAUCACUGAGGUUAUUCUUCUCCGAUCCCGAGUGCACAUCCGGCCAGUUGGUAGUCGCAAGUCGCGAGAGCCAAUAUAAGAUACUACAUUUUCAUCACGGUGGCCUCGAUCGACUUGCUGCCACUUUACACCAGUGGCACCAAAUACUCAAUCCUGGUUUCAGCAGUAUCGAUCGACCAAACGAGGAUGGAUUGCCUUACAGGCAUUUCAUGGUGUGCCGUCCAGAAGUGAGUCGAGACGAGUUGCAUCCCGAGGAAGGUCAAGUGCCAAUGAUUACGUCGCUCGCUUGGAGAGAUUUGCUAAACGAACGCGGCCAAGUCGAGGACGAUUUGACCCUGCGAAGAGGAAUCUUUUUCGGAGGUCUCGAACCGGCUCUCCGAAAAAUUGUCUGGCCAUUUCUACUUCACUGUUACUCGUAUCAAAGUACUUAUGACGAUCGAGAACAAAUUGACGCGAUUAGACGAGAGGAAUAUCAGGAGAUUAGAAAGCGUAGAGAUACGAUGGACCCCGAGGAGGCCGAGCAAUUCUGGAGGAACGUUGUGUGUAUUGUUGAGAAGGAUGUUGUUAGAACGGAUCGAGGGAAUCCUUAUUACGCAGGCGAAGACAAUCCAAAUAUUGAGAUCAUGAAAAAUAUCCUACUAAAUUACGCGGUGUACAACGCAAGGCUAGGCUAUACUCAAGGCAUGUCAGAUCUGCUGUCUCCGCUGUUAGCUGAAUUAAACGACGAAGAAGCGUCUUUUUGGUGCUUUGCUGGGUUGAUGCAACGUUCGGUUGCCGUUUGCACUCCGACUGACGUUGAUAUGGAUCGCAACCUCUGUUCUCUUCGAGAGUUGCUUAGAAUCAUGGUGCCAGAUUUUUACGCUCAUUUGGAAAAGCACACCGAUGCUCUUGAGCUGCUUUUCUGCCAUCGAUGGAUACUCUUGUGCUUGAAGCGAGAAUUCCCGAUGGAAGUGGCGUUAAUGAUGUGGGAAGCCUGCUGGGUAAAUUAUCUGACGGAUCAUUUCCACUUAUUUCUCUGCCUGGCCAUAAUGUGCGUCUACGCGGACGACGUGAUCGCCCAGGAUCUUCGUACCGACGAGAUGUUGCUGCAUUUUAGUUCGCUGGCCAUGUACAUGGACGGCAUUUUAAUCUUGAGGAAAGCACGCGGCUUGUUACACCAGUUCCGCCAACUCGACCGGCUACCUUGCACCCUCGCCGGUUUGUGCAAACAAUGCGGGCCUGGUAUGUGGGACAGCACGCAUGACCCCGUUAUCGAGUGCGUUGGCCAUGGACAAGACGAGAAGUGUUCCCAUGCGGAAAAUUACUCGCGAUCCAGAGAUCUCGAGUAAAACGUAGUGUCGGACUUUCUGUUAUGUAAUGUCGCUCAAGCUUUUGUUUUUAUUUAUUUAUUUAUUUAUUUUUUUUUUGAUGAGUCGAUUGAUUUAAUAUUAUGUCGAAGAAUAAUUUUUCCUAAUGAAACUUCUUGAACUGAAAGAAAUCAUAGAAAUUACCAUUUUAUUGCUAAGUUGUUGAUAGCAUAUCAAUGACGAAGUUGCUUGGAAAGUGUGCCAAGCGAGGAAAAAGUGUUGAACAAAUAUUUAUAUCACAUGUAAUUGUAAAAUGUGUAAUGUUUAAUUGGAUGGAGUUUUUAGAAAAUGUGAAUCAAUGUCUUUGUUGAAUUAAUUUCAGUGGAAUCGAUUCUGAAUGUGAUGUGCAUUUUGUGGACUUUAAAAAUGUAUUGAUAAUAUUUGUUAUAACGAGUUGUUGAAUUUUAUCAAACUUUAUUAACAAAUUUUUAACGAACGUUGUCGUCGUGAGACGACAAAAGAUAUUUUUGAAAAUAAAUAUACUAUUUGCACUAAAUAAGUCGAUGUUGAAUUAUUUAAAAGUGAUAAUAAUGAUUGAUGUAGACGAAAUAAAUUUGAAGUGAUCAUUCAAUUUGAUUAACACAACUGUUAGAAUUUAAGAUUAUAAAGGAAAACAAGAGACAACUGCAAUAAAAGUGGUAAUUUCUUUGAUGAGUUUUAAUUUACAGCAUCUAAAUUGUGUUUUAAGGGUACAUCAAAACUAAAACUUGAACUUUGUUGACAUAACCAUAAGUUGACAGUUUCGUUAUGAUCAUCCAAAGAGUAUCAUUAAAUUAAAACAUUGUUCUUAGUGGCCAAGAAGUUUUUAAGGAAUGGCACUAACAGCUCUACAAAGUGUUUCUUAUGCGUUCACAAAAUCACGAUUUUUAUACAUACGCUACAAAUCUGACGCACUAUCUCUUAUGCAAUUUAAUAAGCACUUCGAUUGCCUAAGAAAGCACAUUGACACUUCUAUCUCCCACAUCUGAGUGUGAUUUGUUUCAAACAAUAAGCGCGUGAAUCAAGUAAUUAUAUAUACUUUCAUGUAAAUACAUUUAUGUUAAUAUUUUGGAAAAAUAUAAAUGUUGACAGAAACCUAUCAAAACUAUUUUUAAUCGUGACCUAUUAUUAGUUUUCAUAAAGUUAUUAUUAAAUUAUAUAUUUGAUUGGACAACUAAUCAACAAUAUUUCAAUAAAUUUGACGAUACUAUCAAUAAAUAAAAAUAAUUACCUAUAAAUCUAUUGAAGUAUCAUUUUAGAUAUCUGAUCAAGUUGUAAUUAAAAGCAUGACUUUAAAUUAUUACAUGCGAAAAUAAAUUGAGAAAUUUAAAGUAAUUAUAAGAAUUUUCAGAUAAAAAUAAGACUGAUAUCAAAAUACCAUAAUCACGAUAAAGAUUCCAGAAUAAUUGUAUUAAAUGUUAAAAUCAUAAAAUAUCUUUAAUGUAAAUCGAGUUGAGAAAAAGAAAACCCUUUUUAUCGAUAAUAUUAUUUAUAACCAUUUCUUAAUAAUGAAGAUAUUGAAUAGUAAUUUAUCGUAUUCACAAUAACUGUAGGUUCGGCAAAAUCGUGAAAUGAUCAUCGAUUAUAUUUUAUACUACAUACAUCAUAUCAUCACACUUGACUUUACUAUAAAACAGUAAACUUAAACACAUGAGAAGCUAUUUUACCAAUCUAUAAAUUUAACAACCGUAUAAAAAGUAUCCAACUGCUAUGUAGAAACAAGUAACAAUUCAAUCUUCAUAAAGUUAUAUUAUCAUACACCGUGGUACGCGUAACUAAUGAUUCGAGAAAAAUAUAUAGACUUCGAAAUAUGACUGAAGUGCCAAUUCCGUUUUAGGGAUAAAAUAAAUUAUGUAUAAUCUUUUCGAUACAUCACUAUACGAUAAAGCUAUAUACACAUGUACAGAAAAUUCAAGUGUGAUGAUAUAUAUCUCAAGCACUAGGUUAACUUUUUUAUGUCAAUGUGGUCAAUUUAGAAACUUUCAAUUUAUUCCAAUGUUCAACCAAUUUCACAUAUGGCAUAUAAAUACUCGAGCUGAGAAAUCUUGUCUCCAUCUAGAUAGAAUUCUAAAGAAAACAUUUUUCUCAUUAUCAAAUUAUUCAAUUACGUAUUCAAAUUCAAUAGCUACUACUAUAAUGAAUGCUUACUUACCAUGAUAAAAUAUUUGUGUUAUGAUAAGUGAUAAUGUGAUUAUUAUUAUCCGUAAGUUAUUUUCAUGAAGAAAAAAUUGUUUUUCAUGACUAGCAUUCACAAACCACUUUUCUUUUAAUUAAUUUUUUGAUUGUGUAACAUUGAAACAAAAAAAGUCUACGAUUAAAAUACUUUCUAUUGAUAUGAAAAAAAUUAUAUCGAGGGUAAUUUUUAUUUACAUUUUAACGGGUAUUGAAAAGAAAAAUUUACUUAUUAAUUUCAAUAAAAUUUGAAAUGUCGCUCCAAGAAGAAAAUAUCAGUUAUUGACCCAUUCAUAGUUAACUCAGAUUGUUAAUGAAGAAAAGUAUAUUCGUGUUGAAGAUUGUCAUAGCUUUCGAGUCGUCAUAAAUCCCAUCCUGCAAAAAUUACUUUGUAAAAUAUAAAUACAUGUAAAAUACACACAUUUGAAAUUUCGCUGAUAGUAUCUUGUUACUUAUGAACAUCCCGUCAUUACCCAUUUUUUCCAAGGUCUAAAGCACAUGCCAAAAAACUAAAGAUAAACCAUUUUUA